Miscanthus lutarioriparius is the source of this 1332-nucleotide messenger RNA. The record is from the annotation of a GenBank genome assembly. NCBI's taxonomy places the organism in Eukaryota, Viridiplantae, Streptophyta, Magnoliopsida, Poales, Poaceae.
AUGAGCGGCGGCAGCAGCAGGCACGAGAACGGCCACGGCGGCGCCGCGGCUGCCGCGGCGGCGGCUGCGGCAGCGGCAGGUGGAGGUGGAGGUGGAGGUGGAGGCAGCGACGCGCACGAGGACGACCUGGUGAUGCCGGGGUUCCGGUUCCACCCCACGGAGGAGGAGCUCAUCGAGUUCUACCUCCGCCGGAAGGUGGAGGGCAAGCGCUUCUACGUCGAGCUCAUCACCUUCCUCGACCUCUACCGCUACGACCCAUGGGAGCUCCCUGCAAUGGCCGCGAUUGGGGAGAAGGAGUGGUUCUUCUACGUGCCGAGGGACCGCAAGUACCGGAACGGGGACAGGCCCAACCGGGUGACGGCGUCGGGCUACUGGAAGGCCACGGGCGCCGACCGCACCAUCAAGGCCGACAACAGCAGCCGCCCCAUCGGGCUCAAGAAGACGCUCGUCUUCUACUCCGGCAAGGCGCCCAAGGGCGUCCGCAGCAGCUGGAUCAUGAACGAGUACCGACUCCCGCCCGACCACACCGACCGCUACCACAAGACCGAAAUAUCCCUGUGCCGCGUGUACAAGCGCACCGGGAUCGACGACGGCCAUGGGCAUCACGUUCACGCCUCGGCGCGCUCGACGCCCUCCCGCGGCGGCGCCAUGGCGGCGCAGCAGCAAGAUAACAAGCAGGCGUCGUCGUCGUCGACGCCGACGCCGCCCACGACCCCGUCCAAGAUGAUGCACCUUCUCCACGGCGAGUGCACGUCGCCGCCCGCGGCCAUCUGCAGGAACAACAAUCACGCCGCGGCGGCACACAGCGAUAGCAAGGCGGCGGCAGCGCCACGGCAGCAGCUCCCCACGAAGCCGUACUGCAACCGCUACCAACAGAUGUCCACGGCGAGCUCUGCCGCCGGCGCGGCGGCCGGCGAUCAGCAGCAGGCUGGAAUGGGAACCGCGGCAGUGUCGUCGUCGUCGUCGUACGAGCAGUCGUCGUCCAGGAACGCGAACGACUACGCGUUCGCCGCGUCCACGUACUCGCUGCUCAGCCUGGUGAACGCGGCCUCCAUGGGCGGGUCCGGGUCCGCCGCGGCCAUCGACGAGCUCAGCACGCUGGUCGGGCACGUGCACGGCCCGCCGGCGUAUUUCAGCCACCAGGCCGGCGGCGGCGGUCACGGCCACAGCUUCCUCCCCGGCCUGCCGACGCCGUCGUCGCAGCAGCCGCCAAUGGCGCUCGGGACGCUACCCAUGUCCCUGGCCGCCAUAUCUGACAAGAUGAUCUGGGACUGGAACCCGAUCCCCGACGCGGCGGCUAGAGAUUAUGGCAGCGCCGGCGGAUUCAAGUGA